AUCCGCGCGUAGCGCGGACAAGGACCUAGUAUUUACAAUGAUAUCUAUCUUUAUGGCAUCUUCCGACAUAAAAUAAAGGCAAAAAGUUUUGCUGUUUUUGGCACUGAAUGCACUGUACAUUACUCGAUUUGACCCCAUCUCCAUAUUUAUUUAAAAUCUUUGGCCAUUUUCAACGAAAGUAUCUUAUAGAUUUUUUGCAUUAAAAAUAGAAAAAAAAAUAAAUAAAAAGAGAGAUGAAAAAUGGUUUAUUAAAGAAGAAACUCCACUCCAAAUGCUGCCUAUCACCAUGCUGGCUUAUGGCUCCAGAAAGGUUCAACAUCUUUGCUGGCUUUGUGUACUACUUUGUGCAAGUUAAUAUUAACCCUCUAGAUGACAAAAAAAAGAAGAAGAAGAAACUCCACUAAUUCAUUUUUGAAACCCAAAUAACACAUGCAUCUUUAGCAAUGAUCUAAUGUACAAAAAUGAAUAAAAUACAACUGAUUAUUAAAACUUAUUGUUGAGAAACUUAGAUAACCUUUCACUAUUGUGGAUGCUCUUACUAUUCAAAAAGUUUAUAUGUGCUCUCUAGAAUAUAUAUAUUAUGUGUGUGUGUGUGUUUGUUGAUCAAUUCGGAUAUAUAAAAAAAUUAUAUAUAUGUAUAUAAUAUCCAUAACAUUACAUAAUUAUAUAUUUAGAAUUUAGUUACCGUCGGUCACAGUUUAGAACACCAAUAUUUUGGAAAAGAUUCAACCACAAUUCGAAGAUGUAUAUAUCGUAUAUAUCAAUAUUAACAUACACUACUAUACUCUUGAAACAGAUUUAUAAACAACAUAUCAGUUGAUGUAAAAAACAUCGGUUGGCGUUAAUGGUGUCAGAAUCAAUAUACGCCGUAAUUGGAUUAUUUAGCUAAUCACACGAUUGAAUCAUUUAAUAAUGAAAUUAUGUUGCGGAAUUGUCAGAAUCAAUAUAGGCAGUGGUUAAUGAAAAUAAGAUGUUUUAGAUUUUUUACUUGUUUCACAAAAAUAUAUUAUCUAUAUGUUUAAGAUAUUUUUUUAUAUAUUUUUAAGAAACAAAAAAUAAAAAUAUUUGAAUUGAUUAAAUUUCAUUGGUGAAAAAUUAUUGGAAAGUGUAUAAUAAAGUAAAAGAAAAAUUAAAUUAUAAAUAUUUAUUGAAUUCUUAAUAAACGUGAAUACUUUAGAAAAUUUUAUUUUCAGGAACAGAGAGAGUAUGUUAGAUACUCUCUCGGGUCGUUUUGAGUUUGUGCACACAAAUCAAAAUAACAAUUAAUUUUGUAUAUUUUUUAUAUAAAAACACAAUUAUUUAUAAACCUAAUCAUAUUUCAACCAAUAUAAAAAUAAAUUGUUGGAUAGAAUUAAUAAAUUUUGCAUUGAAAUUCGAAAAUGACACUUAUUUUAUAAUGAGAAGAUUUCUCCACAAAGAUACUUAACAUGGACAGAGUAUGUUGUUAGCGAAAUGGGUCUUGUACUCUUGUUUUAAUAAAAAAAAAUUAAUCACUUCCGAUCCAUCCGGUUUAGAAAGUAGAACCACGUCUUGGCAUUAGAACCAUCAACAUCGAAAAGUUAAUUUAUAGUCCCUAAACCCUUAGAUUCACGUCAUUGCGUCUCAAUUCAUGCAGAAAGCGUCACGCCUUGCGUCGGCUAAAAUACACGUAUUCCACAUUUAUAUUUAUCGUCAAUCCCUUUCACGUUAAUUUCUGUAUGAUAAACAGUUGAAAUUUCUGAAUGAAAAGCAGUUGAAAAACUUGUUUCAAUGAACCUUAAUUUGAUUUACAACAGAUCCUUAUAUAUUCUGAUGUUUAAAUUAGUAUAGGUCACAAUGUCAGAUGCCCACCCAAACAUAUGAUACAAUUACAUCCAAAGUCUAGCAAAAAAAACAUACAAUCACAUGCAUUUGUAAGUUUGUAAUGCAUGCAUUUAUAACAAAGCUUUUAGGGUACCCUAGCAUCAUGGUUGUAUUGCCAAGUUUAAUUCGGAUGUAGAUGUUGUGUGAGCCUUCGCAAAAAAGUAUACUAAACACAAAUUCAAAAAGAUUAAAAUAUUAAUUUCUAACUAGUAAUGCUAGCAGUUUAUAGACGUAAUAAAUCUCAAUAUUCUUUAUAUAUAUUGAUAAUGGUUCCAUGAACGAAAAUGUAACAAAUUGAUAAACAAAAUAUGUUAACCCAAAGGAAAAAUGAUUUGCGAAAUGUUUCUGUAAGAUAGUAUAUAAUCUUAACAAGUAUCGUAGGUUUUAACGUAAGCACUCGUUGACACAUACACAUAAAUUCUUGAUCAUAAUGUAACGACCCAGAUUUUUCUGGUGGGCCAGUUUGGCCUUUAUUAAAAAUUAAAGUCUAAUUCUCUCUUUUUACUUCAGUUAAAAAAAAAAAAUUCUCUUUUUUUACUUUGUCCCACAUUGGAUGUUUAGAAAACCUACCUCCCUUCCCUUCUCCUAUAUAAGAAACUCCAUCCUUUCUCUUUAUUCUCAUCAAGUCAAAGUAUUUCUUUGCGUGUGACGAGUUGUUGUUGAAUUAUUCGACGACCAGUCACUAGUGAAUUUUCCGGUGGGAUUUCCGGGUGAGCUUCCGGCGAGAUUUCUGGACGAGCUUCCGGUGAGAUUUCUGGACGAGCUUCCGGCGGGUUUUCUAGUAAGUUUGUUGCCUCCUUAUUUCUAGUUAUGGGAAUAUUUUAGAAAAGUUUCUAAUUUAGGAAAUAAGUUAUAUUAGGAAAGUUUCUAUUUUAGAAAAGUUGCCAUUUUAGGAAAGUUGCUAUUUUAGAAAAGUUUCUAUUUUAGAAGAGGUUUCAUUUUAGGAAAGUUUCCAUUUUAGGAAACUUAUUUCCAAAGAAGCUGAGCUUAAGUCGUUGAUUCUCGUGUUGCAGUUGACCUCAGCUGACCGCAUCUUUCGUUGUUCAUUUCAGCCUGUGGCUAAGAUGCCGCCGCGUAAGAGAGUUGUUCGCACUCAGUCCGCUAGUGCUUCACGAGAGGGUGGAGAUGAGAAUGUGCCGCCACCGGUUCCACCGAUUGAUCAGGAUGCCCUUAGGCAGAUGGUGCAGGAUGCAGCCAGACAGGCUGCACAUGAGGCAGUUCAGCAAGCUGUCCAUGAGGCUGCUAGAGUAGCUGCACAGGAAGUGGUUAGGCAGAUGGCUGCAGCUCAGCAGGUUCCGCCAGUUCAGGUUCAGGGGCAUCAGCAGCCCCCUAUUCAGCCGGUUCCACCAGUUCAGGUUCAGGGGCAGCAGCAGCCCCCUAUUCAGCAGGUUCCUGAGGUUGAUGAGACGCUUAUGCAGGUGAUGAAACAGAUGAAAACUGUGGAUUUGGAGACUUUUGGAGGAACAGUAGACCCUUUUCAGGCUUAUAAUUGGAAGCAUAGAUUAGCUACGUGUCUGCAGACUAUCAAUUGUCCGUUGCGCCUUUGCCUUAAUAUCGCAGAGUUGUAUCUGCGUGGGGAUGCAUUAGUAUGGUGGGAUGGAGUGCAAUCGAUGCGUGAUGGCGAUAUGACUUGUGAGGAUUUCCUCAUUGCGUUCGACAAGAAGUAUUUUUCUAGAGAAGCAUUGCACCAGAAGAAGAAUGCUUUUGAGCAUCUGAGGCAGGGUACUAGGAGUGUCAGAGAGUAUGAGCGGGAGUUUUGCCAACUCCGCUUGUUUGCUGGUAAUAAUUUUGAUGCGGAGGACUUGAUCAGGAGAUUCUUAGAUGGGAUGCGAGUUGAUCUUCGCGGCAGGUGCAGUAUGGUUACUUACACGAGCUUGUUGGAUCUGGUAGAGAAGGCUGCUGUGCAGGAGGCAUGUAUUGCAGAGGAGCAGAAGUACUCUAAGGCCCAACCUAAGACUGAAAGAACUUCAGGGUCACCGAACAUGGCAGGGGAUCAGUCAGGAACACCCAGUUGUGAGCGCUGCCAUCGCUACCAUUUUGGAGAUUGCGUCAUGUGUUUUGCAUGUGGGCGGUUAGGCCAUGUGGCCAAGUAUUGUCGAUUUACAAAAGUGGAUGGUACUGGUACCGGACAGGUUACAGCACCAACGACACUAGCAGCGGCUUCAAAGAAGUGUUAUGGCUGUGGCCAGCCUGGUCACAUUUUCAGGGCCGAGGGGGGGACGUGUAGAGAAUCCAUCACCAGCUAAGCGCCAGGCUAUCGCACCACGAGUAUUUGCUGCAAGAGGCAACGAGAGAGUUGAGCCGGCUGAUGGUAUGUAUCUUUUCACUUUGGUAGUUUACGUUUGUGCAUGUUGUCUUUUGCGGUUAUCAUGUGUUUAAAAAAAAAAAGUUGUGCUUAAGAUCAGUAGCGGCUGAGUAUGAGAGAUUUCACCUUAUUUGAUAUGGGAGGACCACAUAGUUUGGAGUGUCUACAGCGAACAAGCGUCUUUAUAACAAAGUUAAGUCAUGUUGAAGACAUCUUAUUCCUUUUCUCGGCUCAGGAUUUGAAUUCGGGGACGAAUUCCUUCUUAGUGCGGAAGAAUUGUAACGACCCAGAUUUUUCUGGUGGACCAGUUUGGCCUUUAUUAAAAAUUAAAGUCUAAUUCUCUCUUUUUACUUUGUCCCACAUUGGAUGUUUAGAAAACCUACCUCCCUUCCCUUCUCCUAUAUAAGAAACUCCAUCCUUUCUCUUUAUUCUCAUCAAGUCAAAGUAUUUCUUUGCGUGUGACGAGUUGUUGUUGAAUUAUUCGACGACCAGUCACUAGUGAAUUUUCCGGUGGGAUUUCCGGGUGAGCUUCCGGCGAGAUUUCUGGACGAGCUUUCGGUGAGAUUUCUGGACGAGCUUCCGGCGGGUUUUCUAGUAAGUUUGUUGCCUCCUUAUUUCUAGUUAUGGGAAUAUUUUAGGAAAGUUUCUAAUUUAGGAAAUAAGUUAUAUUAGGAAAGUUUCUAUUUUAGGAAAGUUGCCAUUUUAGGAAAGUUGCUAUUUUAGAAAAGUUUCUAUUUUAGGAGAGGUUUCAUUUUAGGAAAGUUUCCAUUUUAGGAAACUUAUUUCCAGAAAAACUGAGCUUAAGUCGUUGAUUCUCGUGUUGCAGUUGACCUCAGCUGACCGCAUCUUUCGAUGUUCAUUUCAGCCUGUGGCUAAGGUGAGGGCUAUCCCAUUAAAUCCCGAGCUAGUUUAGUACUACUAUUAUGGAAAGUUUCGUUUCGAAACAUGAUCCGUCUCUGUGAAUUGAGUCUGUUUGAGAGUCUUGUUUGUUUAUUACUAUUAUUGAUUGUUAAACCGGAAAUAGGAUAAUAGAGGAUUCAACGGCUGAUUGAAUUGAAUGAAUUAAGAACUGUUAUUUAUAUAUGUAUAUACAUAAGUCUGUUAUGAGAUUGCGGGGCACAAAGAUGUUGUGCUAACGACGCAUUGUGUGGAGAUUGCGGGACACAGAGACGUUUGUGUUAGCGGCGCAUUGUAUGGAGAUUGCGGGGCAUAUGGACGUCUAUGCUAGCGGCGCAUUGUAUGAGGGAUUGCGGGGUACAAAGACGUUUGUACUAGCGGCGCAUAGGUGAUUGCGGGGUACAAGGAUGGACUCUUGUACUAGCGGCGCAUAGAGUUAUAUAUUUAUAUCCGUAUAAGGAGAAUGCGGGGUGUGUGAUCUAGUUAUGCACUAUUAUCGCAUUUGAUGUUUUAUGUGGUGUAUUAGACACCGUGUUUGUUUCAUGCUAGAGCUAGGCCUACAUAGUCGUAGUGCUAUGUACUGAGUCAGUGGUUUGUGGUUUAGCAUCCCAUACUUCACGGAGUAACUCCCCUGUUACUCACCCCUCUUUCUUCCCCCUUUCAGGUGAGACCGACGGGCAGGAGUGAUUACUAUCGGAUUGGUGCUUUGGGAGUUUUAUCUCUUUAAUUUUUCAGACUUUCGGUUUUUAUGAUUUUAUCGAUAUUUUCAGGUUUUAUUAUAUUAUCUGGAUUUACGACUUUGGAGUUGACUUUAGAGAAUUAAUAAAUGGAGAUUUCGGACUUUAUAUUUAUUUAUUUUAUUUUGGAUAAUACGGGUGUUACACAUAACAUGGUGAGCUAUGCCAUGUGAGUAAGAAAUGAAUUGCAAAUCGACGAACAACGUAGAUAGCAGUCAUUUUAAGCUUUUUUUUUUUUUUGCCAUCUUUUAUUAAAGUGCUGGGCCGAAGCCCAAACACAGAAAAACACUAAAAGCCCACAAGAUGGACAGAACAAAACAGAAACAAAUGGGCCUAAAGCCCAAUCGACCCACAAACAUAAAUGCGCGUCAACCAAACAUACGUGACCGUUCACGCGUUGAGAUUCACCGUCAACGCGACACACGCGUCCGGACACCUCAUGAAACAUGAACGCCACGUGCUGAAGAAAGCCCAAACGCAGGGACACGCGUCACCCAUCCACCACUUCUUUCCUCGCUGCCUGAACGGCACCGCUUCAAUUCAUCGCCGGAGACACGGCCAGAGAUCUCGUAUCGCCGGAAAACACACCAGACGACUACAAGCCUUCAACGCCAAAGAUCACCACCAGCAAAGAAGCUGUUUUCUUUUAUAAAGUACUACAUUAAUAAUUAAAUGAGCCCAUUUUGCGUAUGAAUGAUUGUUCGUUUUGACUGUUGACUGUAGCGUGGUCCGAUGGAAAUAAAUUUUCAUAGCGGUCCACACACAGCGCUCAAUUAUGUCAAAACGUGGAAGUGAGUACUAUAAAAAAAUUUGGGUAGAGUCUAAUUAGUCUGAUUCUAUCAAAAUAUAUAGUGGUAAUUUUUGUUUGUUACUGUUUUUUUCGUAAAGAAAGGUCUCGUUUGUUACUAUUGUAAGCUUUGGAUUGGUCGACUGAUGUGAAGUUUCAAAACCAUAGAUCUAAAAUAUUAAAAGAUAGCAGGUGAUCUUUUUUUUUUCUUUUUUUUUUGUCAACAGCAGGUUACUAUCCAUGACACGUUUUUAAUUACACAGGGUGAAGAUAGGCUGCUCAUCUCACAACAAAAAAAGAGAUGACGAUGAAUCCACUGAAUACUGAACAAUUACAUGUCAAUUUGUCUAAAAAGGAGAUUAAAAAAAAAUUCCAAGAAGAAAAAAAGAUAAAAGUAAGAAAAAUUAACUAAAUAAGAGAAUUUUUUUUUUGAUAACCGAGUGUCCUGGCCCCACCGUGGUGGUCUAGACUAGAGACCGAACUCUUUAACGGUGCGGAUGCACACCCGAAAGUGGGUCAUGGCCAGGCAACGGUCUUCGGUUUCGGACGCCAGAACAAGUACGCAUGUAAAUUUCCUGGUAGCCAGUACGAGUCGAAUCCAGGGCUGUAUUUACAGCUGGAAGCCGUUUAGCACCAGACUAAAUAAAAGAAUAUGUUGUUAAAGAGAUUUAUCCACUACUUUGAACAAAACAUAAGAGAUAAAUCAUUAUGAACUCUUCGGCUUUUAUUUUUAGAAUUUUUAUUCGUUUUCCAAUUAAUUUGUUUUCGGACAGACUAAUUUUUCUCCUCUUUCAGUUAAUAUUUUAUUAACAAAAUCUCGUAAACCUAAUCUAAGUUCAACAAUAUAGUUCACAGGUUUAUCUGCAGAGUUGAGUUGUUGAUGGUACAUAGAUGUUAUAUGAUCGUAUGGAUUGAAAUGGGUCAAUGGCGAUACCUAAUUUACGCGAGCCAGCUCCUUGUACCACAUUAAACAUAAACAAGUAAUCAAUACCACAUUUUUAUGCAUUUAAUUAAUAAUUUGACUAAAUGCAGACUCUAAUAUAGUGAUGAUCUACUUAUUUUUAACCAUUGAACGUUAACCUAAUCAUUCACAUCACGAGUCCAUCAAAAACUUGCUAUUAUGAGAGAUUCAGCGAAGCAACCAUUUGAAAUUCAAUCAUUUAAUGUGGCAAAACUUUCCAUCAAUGGAAUUAUGGAAAGUUGGUGAUCUGUCUUUGCCAGUCUAGCAAAGAAUCCGAUACGUGUAAGCAUCUUCUGAUUUUGGGAAGCACGUGUGAGAGUUGGAAGGUCGUGUAUUAGACUAUUUAUUAUUAUCCAUUAGUCAUCAAAGUGAUAACUUGUCAGAAAACUUAACAAAUCCACUAAUUUAUUCUUAUUUUUUAAUUCAUUUAAACUUCAGUUGUUUAUUCUUAUAUUUGUCAUCCUUCAUCAUCGAACUUUGUAUUAUCGUUUAUAAUAAAAUACUGACGAUAUUUAUAUAGACGUGCGAAAGAAUAUUUUAAACUAGCAAACCAACAUUAGUCUGACUAUACUUAGACUCUAAAUGGUACUGCAGUUUGAGCAGUACGGAAUAAACGGUUUAACUGCAAUGCAGUCUUUUUUUUUUUUUUAACGUCAAAAGGCUAUUCUAUUACUCAAACUUGAGGUGGCCUGGAUAACCAGACCGGAAUAGAACAACCAACAAAGUGUAACUCUCUACGGAAAGAUCUAGCAGUCUUAGCUAAAAAAUCUGCAGUCUGAUUAUGCGUUCGUGGAACGUAAGUAAUGUUGAAGUCCGGGAAGCAGAUUUGUAGCGUCUCCAUUCUCUCCAAUUCCGUCGCAAAGCUUGGCCACGCUUGGGGAUCCUUAACCAUAGCAAUCAGUUCCUUACAGUCUGUCCCAAAUCUCUGGCAGGUUUUAAUAGUUAUAAAAACGUAUAAAUAUAUGGUAUAUAUAGACUCCAAAUUGUGACUGCAGUUUGAGCGGUGCGGGACAAGCGGUUCAACUGCGGUUCGGUUCUAACAGUUAUAAAAAUGUAUAGAUAUAUAAUAUAUGUAAAGAUUUUUGUUACUGUUAAUUGCGGGGCGGAACGGAACAAUGGUCAUCAUUCGAAGCCACAAAGAUUUUUGUUAUUGUUAACUGCAAUGCGGGACGGGAAGGUUCAUAACAUUCGAAACCUCAUAUAAGUUCCCCAUUUGAACCGCUAGAGGAUAUCUAGUAAAAAAUAUAAUAGGAAACUUCUACAUAUUAUAGUUAUUUUCAAGUACCUAGACCUUGAGAGCUUUACCGUUUAUAUUAUAGUCACGUGACAAAAAUAAAAAUAUCACCAAAUUAUUUGUUGUGUGAGAGUCUGCGAAUACAAUUGCAAAAGACUACUCAUUUCGUUCCUAAAUAUAAAAUGUUUAGAAGUAUUUUUAUAUUUCAAUAUGUAAGAUAUUCUUAUAUUUUUAGGUAACUUUAACUUUAUCAAAAACUAUGUAACCAAUCAAAUUUAAUAAUUAUAUUUUGUAAUUGGUUUAGUUGUUUUAAUUUAUAAUUUUAAUAAUACGGUUUAGAUAAAAAUAGAUUUUUUAAUAACUGUGUUUUACUUAAAUCGUCUUAUAUUUAGAAACGAAAGAGAGUAUGUUUAUAUUAAUAGUAUCAUCUUCUAGUCAGUAGACUUUUUUCUUCAUGGGAAACCAGUAAAUCACUUCGCUUCUUAACACCAUAUAUUAUGAUAUACAAGCUCCACUAGUGUGUUAAUGGUUUAUACAGUCACACGAAACUUACUCCGUGUGAAAAUGCAUGGGUAUUAUUAACAGAAAAAGGAACAGUCAGUCAUGGACUUAAAUGGUAUACAAUAUGUUAAUAACUUGUUAUUAUGUAACAUUAUUCAUUUACCAUAAUGCGACCUCUCACGAGACUCAACUUUCGGCUACAAUUGGACAAAAGGAAAGGCUUGCUACUUUUUGCCGACCUUUUAUUAUAAAUAAAAAAGUUCUAAUUCGUCAACAACAAAGGAUAAGUUUUCUAGAAGCAUCGGAGGAUAGCAAAGUAGAUUGAUUCAUCAUUCAUAUCAUCAUACGAC
This is a messenger RNA of Brassica rapa (field mustard), 9614 nucleotides long. RefSeq lists its product as uncharacterized. The record is from RefSeq and is a predicted model, not a curated record. Gene Ontology annotation, molecular function: nucleic acid binding; zinc ion binding. Lineage: Eukaryota; Viridiplantae; Streptophyta; Magnoliopsida; Brassicales; Brassicaceae.